AGCCGAAAAAAUCACUUAAUCGCAGGCCAAGUAAUUGUGGCGAAACACACGGUCUGAUUUGGCUUAUAGCUUCUUCUCUCUAUCUACUACUACUACCUGCAAGCUGCCCUGAAAAGUGGAAGCCGAAUACACAUUUUCUUUUGACUUUGAAGUUACUUAAAAAACAAAGCCAAGAUGUCGAAGAAAGGCUUAAUGGAACAGGAUUUAAGUAAGCUGGAUGUGACAAAGUUACAUCCACUGUCACCUGAAGUGAUUUCUCGUCAAGCAACAAUAAAUAUUGGGACUAUUGGUCAUGUGGCACAUGGCAAGUCAACCGUUGUAAAAGCAAUAUCUGGUGUUCAGACUGUUCGUUUUAAAAAUGAGCUGGAGCGCAACAUUACUAUUAAGCUUGGAUAUGCCAAUGCAAAGAUAUAUAAAUGUGAAGAUGAAAGAUGCCCUAGGCCUAUGUCUUAUAAGGCAUAUGGAAGUGGAAAGGAAGAUACUCCUAUGUGUGAUGUGCCUGGGUUUGAGAACUGCAAAAUGAAAUUGCUCAGGCAUGUAUCUUUUGUUGAUUGCCCAGGACAUGACAUUCUCAUGGCGACAAUGCUUAACGGAGCUGCGAUUAUGGAUGGUGCAUUACUUCUAAUAGCUGCUAAUGAAAGCUGUCCUCAGCCUCAGACAUCAGAGCACUUGGCUGCUGUUGAAAUAAUGCGGCUUAAGCAUAUCAUCAUUCUCCAAAAUAAGGUUGACUUAAUCCAGGAAAAUGUAGCUAUCAAUCAACAUGAAGCUAUCCAAAAAUUCAUACAGAACACUGUUGCUGAUGGCGCACCUGUGAUACCAGUUUCUGCUCAACUGAAGUAUAAUAUCGACGUUGUUUGUGAAUAUAUUGAAAAAAAGAUCCCCAUUCCAGAGAGGAAUUUCAUCUCGCCUCCUAAUAUGAUUGUUAUCCGAUCAUUUGAUGUCAACAAGCCUGGUUUUGAGGUUGAUGAGAUCAAAGGUGGGGUUGCUGGUGGAAGCAUUCUCAAAGGCGUGUUGAAAGUUAAUCAAUUUAUUGAAGUUCGUCCAGGUAUUGUUGUAAAAGAUGAGAAUGGAAAUAUAAAGUGCACACCCAUAUAUUCAAGAAUAGUUUCAUUAUAUGCUGAGCAAAAUGAGCUUCAGUUUGCUGUGCCGGGAGGCCUCAUUGGGGUGGGCACUACAAUGGACCCAACUUUGACUCGUGCUGAUAGAUUGGUUGGUCAAGUUCUUGGGGAGGUUGGGUCACUUCCCGAUAUUUUCGUUGAACUAGAGGUGAACUUUUUCUUAUUGAGAAGGCUCUUGGGUUUGAGGACAAAAGGAACAGAGAGGCAAGGAAAGGUUGCAAAGUUAACAAAGGGGGAGAUUCUAAUGUUGAAUAUUGGUUCUAUGUCAACUGGGGCAAGAGUAGUUGCGGUGAAGAAUGAUUUGGCAAAAUUGCAGUUGACAUCGCCUGUCUGCACGAGUAAAGGAGAGAAAAUUGCACUUAGCAGAAGAGUGGAAAAGCAUUGGCGUUUAAUUGGAUGGGGCCAAAUCCAAGCUGGUCUGACCCUUGAUGUUCCCCCCUGCCCGAUUUGAGUUUCAUUUGACUACUAAUUGGGACUCAGGGAUUUUGAGAAAUGGGUAUUUAUUUUUCUAUAUGGGAUAAGGGAAGAGAAUUAACUGAUUGGUACAAUUCUUUUGUUCCGUGGAGAAGAAAAGUUUCAUUGCAAAUAUGUCCUUUCUUCCUGUUUGUUGUUAUGAAGGGGCUAGUUGUAAAGUUUGAUGCUUUUGUGAAAUUUGAAACAAAAUUGCACCUUAAAACAAAUUAACAUGGAAUUAGAGUUUUGGCUUAAAUUAUUGUUGGGAUUUGCUUGCUUUGAUUUUGAUUGUUUUUUAGCCUUGUACUCAAUCUGGGUAAUUCAGUGACAAGUUGUUUUGA
Messenger RNA from Impatiens glandulifera, 1912 nucleotides. Its product is annotated as eukaryotic translation initiation factor 2 subunit 3-like. Gene Ontology annotation, molecular function: GTPase activity; GTP binding; translation initiation factor activity. The record is from RefSeq and is a predicted model, not a curated record. Lineage: Eukaryota; Viridiplantae; Streptophyta; Magnoliopsida; Ericales; Balsaminaceae. Gene Ontology annotation, cellular component: cytosol; eukaryotic translation initiation factor 2 complex. The transcript is spliced from 9 exons. Gene Ontology annotation, biological process: formation of translation preinitiation complex; positive regulation of translational fidelity. Bases 175 to 1569 code for a protein of 464 amino acids.